GCGCGGCUGUGCGGCGCCGUGCCCGGACGGAGGAGGUCACCGAGCGGCGGCGGCGGCGGGGCCGCGGCUCCAGCAUGUGGCGGGUGUUGGCGCGGAGCGUAGUGCGGGACGUGGCGGGAGCCCCCGGCCGGGCGCGGAGCUGUCGAGCGCUCAGUGCCGCCGGGGCCGGCCGCGGCGCGGGGGUGGGGGUCGGGGUCGUGCCGCUGUGCCGCGGCGCGGCCAGGGCUGGCCCCGUGAACCGGCCUGGUGGGCUGCUGCUGCCGCCCGCCUGGCCCCGGCUCGUCCCCUGUCGCUGCUGCAGUCUCCCGGCACACCAGAAGGUGGCCUUGCCAGCUCUGUCCCCCACCAUGCAGAUGGGCACCAUCGCACGCUGGGAGAAGAAGGAGGGCGACAAGAUCGGGGAAGGGGAGCUCAUAGCAGAGGUGGAGACAGACAAAGCAACAGUUGGCUUUGAGAGCUUGGAGGAAUGCUACCUGGCCAAGAUCCUGGUGCCAGAAGGGACAAGAGAUGUUCCUAUUGGGGCCAUAAUAUGCAUCACAGUGGAGAAGCCUGAAUACAUUGAUGCCUUUAAAAACUACACUCUGGAUUCUGCAGCAUCUGCCCCCCCUGCAGCCUCAGUGCCUCCCCCUCAAGCUGCAGCUCCCUCACCGCCACCUCAGCCUUCACCUCAGGCUCCUGGCAGCUCUUACCCUCCUCAUAUGCAGGUCACUCUCCCUGCCCUAUCACCUACCAUGACAAUGGGCACAGUGCAGAGAUGGGAGAAGAAGGUUGGGGAGAAACUGAACGAGGGAGACUUGCUGGCAGAAAUUGAGACAGAUAAAGCCACUAUAGGCUUUGAAGUGCAGGAAGAAGGCUACUUGGCAAAAAUAUUGGUGCCUGAAGGAACAAGAGAUGUGCCAUUAGGAACAGCACUCUGCAUCAUCGUGGAGAAGGAGUCUGAUAUUCCAGCCUUUGCUGACUACCAAGCCACUGCAGUAACUGACAUCAAGACACAAGCUCCUGCUCCUCCCCCUCCUCCUCCUCCUCCACCACCAGUGGCAGCAACUCCUGCUCCUGCUCCCCCUCCUCAGCCUGCUGUUCCUUCUGCUCCAGCAGCCCCCACAGCUGGGCCACCUUCUCGUAAAGGAAGGGUCCUGGUUAGUCCUCUGGCAAAGAAAAUUGCAGCAGAGAAAGGAAUUGACCUUGCCCAAGUGAAAGGUACUGGACCAGAUGGUAGAAUCACAAAGAAAGAUGUGGAGUCAUUUGUACCACCAAAGGUUGCUCCAGCUCCAGCACUAGAGGCAGUUCCUGCAGCUGCUGCAGUUGCAGCAGCACCAGUGGGGACCUUCACAGAUAUUCCUAUCAGCAACAUUCGGAGGGUGAUUGCUCAGCGUUUGAUGCAGUCUAAACAAACAAUACCUCACUACUACCUUUCUGUGGAUGUAAACAUGGGAGAAGUUCUGGUGCUAAGGAAAGAGCUCAAUCAGGAAGUCUCAGAUAACAUUAAGCUUUCUGUCAAUGACUUCAUCAUUAAAGCUUCUGCUCUGGCAUGCUUGAAGGUGCCUGAGGCCAAUUCCUCCUGGAUGGACACCGUUAUUAGGCAAAACCAUGUGGUGGAUGUUAGUGUGGCUGUGAGCACUCCUGCAGGGCUCAUCACUCCCAUCGUGUUCAACGCGCACCUGAAGGGCCUGGCAACCAUCAGCAAGGAUGUGGUGUCCUUGGCAGCUAAAGCCCGAGAAGGUAAACUUCAGCCUCAUGAAUUCCAGGGUGGGACUUUCACCAUUUCCAAUUUAGGAAUGUAUGGGAUUAAGAAUUUCUCUGCCAUCAUCAAUCCACCUCAAGCCUGCAUCCUUGCAGUUGGUUCCUCAGAGAAAAGGCUGGUGCCAGCUGAUAAUGAGAAAGGGUUCGACGUGGCCAGCGUGAUGUCCGUAACGCUCAGCUGUGACCAUCGUGUGGUGGAUGGAGCAGUGGGAGCACAGUGGCUUGCUGAGUUCAAGAACUUCCUUGAGAAGCCAGUAACAAUGCUGCUAUAAUUUCAUCCUGCAAGCAACCCUUGCCCUGGGUUGGGGGGGGGGUCACACUGUUUUUAUUUGAAACCCUAUUUAGACUUUUAGUGUUCAGACUUAUUAAAAAACCCAGAAAGAAGAGGUCCCUUUUAUUUUUUAAUUGAAGCUCUGUAUGAGAGGAGUUGGGAAUUGGUAUUUAUUACCACUCUGUACAGGGGGGGAAAAGAAGUGAAAAUGAAAAUCAGUUUGCAGAAGUGCUUUUCAGAGCAGUUAGAGCUCUGCUGUGUUUGGGAUGCAGUCAGUUCACUUGGCAAACUCCUCCAAAACAGAGUGAAGCAUCCCAGGUGGCAGUGUUACCCAGGCAGCACGAUGCUCACUGCUGUCUGCUCAGCCAGGGUGAGCAGCAGGCUGCCUACUAAGAAGUUCCCUGGCCUCAGUGUUGUCAGAAAUGGGAUUUCUAAACAUCUCUUCACAGUUCAGGUGAGAUUGUAACAGAAGUGGACAGAUUGGUAGCUGGUGGAUUGUCUUCUGUCCUGCUCUGUCUGGGUGGCUGAGUGUGACAUGCACUAAGGGACUGGGAAUGGUUUAACACAGGCCAAGUGCCUGGAAUUUGCUACUGGUCUGGACCUUCCCAGUGAUGUGAUCCCUUUUGAGCACUUUAAGGUGGAAGAGCACUGCUGCCUUUGGGGUCACAGCUUUCAGACAGCUCAGGGGAUGUGCUGUCUCCUCAUCAGCCAUCACAUCUGCUUCUUGUAUGAAAACUCUUCAGUUGCUCUUCCUUUUGCUAAGCUGACCUCAGAGUGAUGCCAUGGAAGUAACUGUUUUGCAGAACAUUCAGGAGGAUCUGGGUGUGGGAACCCAAUGCAGGCAAAUGUCACCCACUAAUAACUCCCAUUAGUGGGCAUUCAUUCUGAGGACUGCUUGGAAAAAGCCAUUUUCAGGCAUUCUAAGCUAAGAACUCCUGAGUUAGUCACUGGUGCUGUGGUUCUCCCUUCAGCUGUCUAUGUUGUGCCAGCCUCAGUGAGCUGCAGAAUGUGCUCUCCAUGUAUAUAUUGUAUGUAAAAGGCUUCAGUAGUUGUUUGGACUUGUGUCCAGUUCCCCAAGUUGUGGCAUCCUGCAAAGGGUGCAGUGCUGAACCUUCUCCAUUUCCACUUUUCCACAUGGGAAUACUACUGUACAAAGGAUGGCUGUGUAGGAAAUACAAAGUGACCAGGAGGAUGAAAAUACAGGGGAGGGAGGGGGUUAGGCAAGCUUCAAAUUACCUAGAAAGGAACAAGUUGCAGCUGCUCUGUUGUUCUGUACAUUGCAUUAAGUUCUGUCUCCUGUAAAGCUCUAGGAAAAAGAAACUUUACACUAAAGACAUUGAAAGAAAAAUGUUGUGGCAAUGAAAUGUUCUUUUUGGUGAGAGCUAUUUCAUGUCUGGUUGCUGUGAUAACCUGGUUCUCAUGCCUGGCUUUAAGCACAGAAGUGCAUUAAGGUUUGGGGGGGGGUUUUCUUUAAUGGUCUUAAAAACAUCUUUUGGUUCCAGAUUUGCUUUUAGUGAACCUACAGUCUAUUAAAUGUUUGGAAUUGACAACCUACUAAA
Messenger RNA from Pogoniulus pusillus (Red-fronted tinkerbird), 3570 nucleotides. It is a transcript of the gene DLAT, whose product is annotated as dihydrolipoamide S-acetyltransferase. NCBI's taxonomy places the organism in Eukaryota, Metazoa, Chordata, Aves, Piciformes, Lybiidae. Gene Ontology annotation, biological process: pyruvate decarboxylation to acetyl-CoA. Gene Ontology annotation, molecular function: dihydrolipoyllysine-residue acetyltransferase activity. The transcript is spliced from 14 exons. The record is from RefSeq and is a predicted model, not a curated record. The coding region runs from base 75 to 2012 and encodes 645 amino acids.